This is a messenger RNA of Eutrema salsugineum, 588 nucleotides long. RefSeq lists its product as uncharacterized. The coding region runs from base 1 to 588 and encodes 195 amino acids. The transcript has a single exon. Lineage: Eukaryota; Viridiplantae; Streptophyta; Magnoliopsida; Brassicales; Brassicaceae. The record is from RefSeq and is a predicted model, not a curated record.
AUGAAGUUCAAGAAGUGUUCAAGGGAAAGUUAUGUGUAUCGAAAAGAGGAAGAAGGGAAUCUCCUCAUUGUGGCUGUUUAUGUUGAUGACCUUUUUGUAACAGGAAAUACAAUGGACAUCAUCAAAGCUUUUAAAGUGGGAAUGUUGUCAAAAUUCGAGAUGUCAGAUCUAGGAAGACUUACAUAUUACCUUGGAAUAGAAGUUAAGCAAAGCAAAGCUGGGAUUGAGAUAAAGCAGGAGGCUUAUGCACGUCGUAUACUCAAAGAAGCUGGCCUAGACGCAUGUAACCCGACUCACAUACUAAUGGAGUUCGGCUUAAACAUGUCAAAAAGGCAAGAAGAUGAACCUGAGAUAGAUGCAACCAUGUAUCGAAGAAGGAUUGGCUGUUUAAGGUACCUCCUGCACACGCGACCUGAUCUCUCUUUUGCUGUUGGAGUACUUAGUAGGUAUAUGCAAGCUCCUAAGGAAUCACAUGGACAAGUGAUGAAACAAGUACUGAGAUACUUACAAGGGACGUUGGCGUAUGGUCUGAAAAGAAAGGUGGUUCUAAGAAACUUAUUGGCUACAGCGACAGCAGCCAUAAUGUAG